AUGAAGAUUGGAAAUGCGUUUUGCGACACAAUCAAACACUUAAUAGGAAGUGUUUCUCUAGAUUCUAUCCUCGUCCCGGUUAUUGUAUUCUUUCGAGGCUUCGCGCGAUCACAACAUCUCCUUGGAGGUAAAGAUGGUGAUUGCAUGUUUUCAUGCGAUUCAUGCGCGAUGGGACUCACAGCGCUUCUUGUGAGUUGUGAAAAUAGAUGGGGUUUUGUGUAUGUUGGAGUUUAUAACAAAGCAUUUGUGCAAGCUUCUUCUGAUACUUGGGAGAUGUUCAUGAAAGUUGGAUUACAGGAACUGAUACAUUUGGAUCUCACUGGUGCAUUUUGUUUCCUGAGUGGUGUUGCAGUAGCUGCAAUUUGUUGUCUUGUGAGUGGAAUUUGGAGUCUUAUAGUGUACAAAGACUAUGCCAUGGAACUAUCCAUAUAUGCUUUCAUCAUUGGCUAUUUCAUUUGUAGGUUGGCAAUUGCAUGGCCACAAGCAUCUGUUUCAGCUUACUAUGUAGCCUACGCGCAGAAUCCACAGGACAUGCAAUUUGAGAAAACGAUAAAAGUACGUUUGGAGCAGCUUCAUGUAUCGCAUUUAUAA
Vicia faba (fava bean) is the source of this 591-nucleotide messenger RNA. Lineage: Eukaryota; Viridiplantae; Streptophyta; Magnoliopsida; Fabales; Fabaceae. The record is from the annotation of a GenBank genome assembly.